AACAGCUUCAUUCUCCUAACUACUCCAACAUGGGUAUAAACACGAAUACACACACUCUUAUAUAUAUAAUAAAAAUUCAUUUUUUACAGAGCAAGCCCAACUCCAAUUCCCCAGUCUCUCUCAUUCUCUCCAGAAUCAACAAUAUCAAUAUGCUUCUUCAGUUACUACUCUUUCUUCACUCUCUCCAUCUGGGUCACUGUCUCAACCAAGAAGGACUCCUUCUCCACCGAAUCAAACUCACUUUCGACGACCCAGACAACAUCUUCUCCAACUGGAAAACCAGAGACGCCAAUCCCUGCAACUGGUUCGGAAUCUCCUGCGACUCACUCACUCACUCAGUCACCUCCAUCGACCUCUCCUCCGGCAACAUUGCCGGACCUUUUCCCUCCGACCUCUGCCGACUCCGAAACCUCAAUUCCAUCUAUCUCUUCAACAAUUCAAUCAACUCAACCUUACCCAAAAACAUCUCGGAUUGUCGGAGACUCAAACACCUCAAUCUCGCCCAAAACUUGCUCACCGGUACACUACCCAGUUCCCUAUCCGAUCUCCCCCACCUCAAGCACCUCGAUUUAUCCGGAAACAACUUUUCCGGGGAGAUUCCAGCGAGUUUUGGGAAGUUCCGGCGACUCGAAUCCAUCUCUCUCGUCGAAAACCUGUUUUCCGGCGAAAUUCCGGCCGUUCUCGGGAACAUUUCGGGCCUUAAACAGCUUAACCUUUCGUACAACCCGUUUUCGCCGGGUCGGAUCCCGCCGGAGCUGGGUAAUUUGACGGAGCUUGAAAUCUUAUGGGUUACUGACUGUAACUUGGUGGGUUCGAUUCCGGACUCGCUGGGUCGACUCAAGAAACUAGUUGACUUGGACUUGGCUUUGAACAAUUUGAAUGGUGUAAUUCCGAGUUCGCUCACUGAGUUGGUUAGUGUUAAGCAAAUAGAGCUGUAUAAUAACUCGUUAACCGGCGAGUUACCGGCGAUUGGGUGGUCGAACAUGACUGCAUUGCGAUUUUUCGAUGCGUCGAUGAAUGAGUUGAAUGGGACGAUUCCAGACGAGCUGUGUGAGUUGCCACUGGAAUCGCUCAACCUCUAUGAGAAUCAAUUCGAAGGUGAAUUACCUGAGAGUAUAGUGAAAUCGCCGAAUUUGUAUGAAUUAAAGUUGUUUCGGAACCGACUCACGGGAGAGUUACCGAGAGAUUUGGGAAAAAACUCGCCGGUGUUGUGGGUUGAUGUAUCGAACAAUCAAUUUUCCGGCGAAAUUCCGGCGAGUUUGUGUGAAAAAGGUGUUUUAGAAGAGCUUUUAAUGAUACACAACUCGUUUUCCGGCGAAAUUCCAGCGAGUUUGAGCGAAUGCCGGAGCUUGACACGUGUACGAUUGGGAAACAACAAAUUUUCCGGCGAAGUUCCGGCGAGAUUUUGGGGGCUUCCAAAUGUCUACUUGCUCGAGCUCGCCGACAAUUCAUUUUCUGGCAAUAUUUCGAAGAAUAUUGCCGGAGCGUCGAAUUUGUCGGCUUUGAUAAUAUCCGGAAACAAAUUUUCCGGCAACAUUCCGGAGGAGAUUGGGUGGUUGGAGAAUUUGGUGGAAUUCACCGGAAAUGAUAACCGGUUCACCGGGUCAUUGCCGGAGAGUAUAGUAAAUCUUAGGCAGCUAGGGAGGCUUGAUCUUCACAACAAUGGCUUGUCUGGUGAACUACCAAUUGGAAUCCAAUCUUGGAAGAAGCUCAAUGAGCUGAAUUUAGCUGAUAAUGAAAUUUCCGGGAAAAUAAUUUAUUAA
Camellia sinensis is the source of this 1763-nucleotide messenger RNA. Lineage: Eukaryota; Viridiplantae; Streptophyta; Magnoliopsida; Ericales; Theaceae. The record is from RefSeq and is a predicted model, not a curated record.